CACCACAGAAAGAGGUUCUGCUUUCAGGAAGUUGCAGCAGAAACAAUUAUGUGGCUAACGUUGUCGUUGUCUAAAUACGUAUUGUGAUGGAUUAACUCAAUUAUUUACUUCGUGGGCAAGGCAUGAACAUUCACACAUUUUAAAAUAUGGCUAAUAUGGCAAGGACCGGAGACAUUAUCAAUUUAAACGUUGGAGGAAAAAGGUUCAGCACCUCCAAACAGACAUUGACAUGGGUCCCAGACUCCUUUUUCUCAAGUCUUCUAAGUGGGAGGAUCUCAACCUUGAAGGAUGAAACUGGAGCGAUCUUCAUAGAUCGGGACCCAUCUCUCUUUACUCCCAUACUGAACUUCCUGCGCACCAAAGAGUUGUUUCCCAGGUCCAUAAAUGUGCACCUGCUCAUGCAUGAAGCUGAGUUCUAUGGAAUCACUCCGUUGGUGCGUAAGCUGCAGCUUUGUGACGAGCUGGACCGAUCCUCCUGUGGAAACGUGCUCUUCAAUGGCUAUCUCCCACCUCCAGUGUACCCGGCGAAGCGGCGGAACCGUCAUAGUGUGGCGGGGCCUCAGUAUAUGGGUGGGCGUGCCCUGCCCAUGGAGAGAGCUCCAGUGAGACGCAGCAACACUAUGCCACCCAACCUAGGCAACGCGGGCAUACUGGGUAAAGCAACGAUGGAGGAGAGGAUAAGUGGUGCUCAGCUUGCAGACCCAGGCAUGGUCCGCAUCAUCUGUGGCCACCACAACUGGAUCGCUGUGGCUUAUGCCCAGUUUGUUGUUUGCUACCGAGUGAAGGAGUCUACGGGCUGGCAGCAGGUGUUCACCAGUCCCCGUCUGGACUGGGUGAUUGACAGGGUGGCGCUCAACGCCAAGGUGAUGGGCGGCUCUCUGGGAGACAACGACAAGAUGGUGGCCGUGGCCUCGGGCACAGAGAUCAUCCUCUGGACUAUCUGUCCCGACGGCAAUGGCAACGAGAUAGGUGUGUUCAGUCUGAAUGUCCCCGUAGAGGCUCUCUUCUUCGUGGCGAACCAGCUGAUUGCCACCAGCCACACAGGGAAAGUGGGAGUAUGGAAUGCUGUGACCAAACAUUGGCAGAAUCAAGAUGUGGUUCCCAUUAAUAGCUAUGAUACUGCCGGUUCCUUCCUGAUUCUAGGUUGUAACAAUGGGUCCAUAUAUUAUAUAGAUGUUCAGAAGUUUCCAUUGAGGAUGAAGGACAAUGACCUCCUAGUGACAGAGUUGUACCGUGACCCCACGGAGGACGCCAUCACUGCUCUCAGUGUCUACCUCACGCCCAAAACAAUCCCCAAUGUGUCGUCAGGCGACAGCGGCAACUGGAUCGAGAUCGCCUACGGGACCAGCUCGGGCACGGUGCGGGUCAUAGUGCAGCACCCAGAGACCGUGGGCUCUGGGCCCCAGCUCUUCCAGACCUUCUCAGUCCACCGCAGCCCCGUCACCAAGAUCAUGCUCUCUGAGAAACACCUCAUAUCAGUGUGUGCAGACAACAACCACGUGCGGACCUGGACGGUGACUCGCUUCAGGGGCAUGAUCUCCACCCAGCCAGGCUCCACCCCCCUCACCUCCUUCAAGAUCCUCUCCCUGGAGGACAUCGACGGCCACGGGGGCUGUGCUGCCGGCACUGAGAUAGGUCCGUAUGGCGAGAGAGACGACCAGCAGGUAUUUAUCCAGAGGGUCGUCCCUGACACAGACAAACUCUACGUGCGCCUCUCGUCCAAUGGGAAGAGGGUGUGUGAGGUGCGCUCUGUGGACGGCACCUCCAUCACCUCCUUCAUGGUGCACGAGUGCGAGGGGUCCAGCCGCAUCGGCUCACGUCCCCGCCGCUACCUCUUCAGUGGCCACGCCAACGGUAGCAUCCAGAUGUGGGACCUGACCACCGCCAUGGAGAUCGCAGGGAAAGUGGACAUCAGGGCGCUGGGCGGCCCUACAGAGGAGGAGCUCCUGGAGCUGUUAGACCAGUGUGACCUGGCUCUGACCCGUACGCCGGACAUGAGUCCCGCUGCCUCCUUCACCCACUCCUCCUCCACCCCCCGAGCCUCCACCUCCAGUUUGCAGUCCCAGCUGAGUGAGAGCUCCAGGGAGCGCGGGGCCAGAGGAGGUGUGAGCAGCUUGGGUCCCUUCUCUGGUAGCCUGCCCCGUCAGGCCCCUCCGGUGCCCCUCACCAAACCCCGGGAUAUGAAUCUCUCCAUGGUGGGGUUGGGCCUCCAGCCCCACCACCUGGGUCUGAGCCAGGCUUCCCUCAGCAGCAGCGGCAGCCCCCGGCCCGGCCGCACCGCCCUCCAGGACAGAGACCGGGACGGUGGCAUGGGGUCUCUGCGCAGAGGCAGCUUCGUGGAACGUUGUCAGGAGCUUGCCAAGGUCUCGGACUCUGCAGGAGGGGCUGAGGGGGGCACGCGGCGCAGCCUGGCCGUAUGCUCAGAGUUGGAGGCUAGACUGGGCCUACGGACCCCCGCCUCUUUCUCCAUCACCCCUGCAGCCUCUCCCGCCUCAUCUUUAUCUUCAUCACUGCGCCGGCCACAUCCCACCUCACCCAGCCCUGCCCCUGCUACAAUUGUCAGUCCAACCCGCUCCCAGACCAUGGUGUCGCCUCAUCGAGCUGACACCUCCCCUACUACAGAAGCCCCGCCCCCUGAGGCUGCAGCAGCCACUCCAGAGAGCUCCUCCCCUGUGCCCCCCACCAGUCCUAAACCCCCUAUGAAUGAGACCAGCUUCUGACUGGCUCUGUGAUGUAUGAGUGAGUGGACUAACAGGAUGCUUUUUUGUGUUCCUGAGCACGUGUGGUUUAGUGACGGCACAUAUUGUCAUAUUUAUGGACUUUUCCUUGUUUAGCAUCAAGGAUACAUAUCAAAUGUCAUUCCUCUGUUUUCAAAAGGGCCAGCUGUGAUGUAGGCAAGAUUCAUAUACAAUAUAUCCAUAUGGUCAAUGUAUUGGUGAUACAAAUUAUAACUCCAGCCAUGUAUGAAUGUGUUCUGUUGCAUUUGGUAGAGCAGUGCAUUUUAUUCAAUUACGCUGAACAAAAAUAUAAAUUAGGCCCUAAUCUAUAGAUUUUACAUGACUGGGAAUACAGAUAUGCAUCGGUUGGUUACAGAUACCUUAAAAGAAAGGUAGGGUUGUGGAUCAGAAAACCAGUCAGUAUCAGGUGUGAUCAACAUUUUCCUUGUGCAGCACAACACAUCUUCUUCGCAUAGUUGAUCAGGCUGUUGAUUGUGGCCUGUGGAAUGUUGUCCCACUCGUCUUCAAUGGCUGAACGAAGUUGCUGCAUAUUGGUAGGAACUGGAACACGCUGUCGUACACAUCGAUCCAGAGCAUCCCAAACAUGCUCAAUGAGUGACAUGUCUGGUGAGUAUGCAGACCAUGAAAGAACUGGGACAUUUUCAGCUUCCAGGAAUUGUGUACAGAUCCUUGCGACAUGUGGUCGUGUAUUAUCAUGCUGAAACAUGAGAUGAUGGCAGAAUAGCACGACAAUGGGCCUCAGGAUCUCGUCACUGUAUCUUUGUGCAUCAGUGUAGGCUGGUGGGAGGAAGAUGGGCUCAUUGUAAUGGCUGGAAUGGAAUAAAUGGAAUGGUAUCAAACAUCAAAUAUAUGGAAACCAUAUGUUUGACUCAUUUCUAUUCAUUCCAUUUGAGCCAUUACAAUGAGUCUGUCCUCCUAUAGCUCUUCCCACUGUGCAUUCAAAUUGCCAUCGAUAAAAUGCAGUUGUGUUUGUUGUCUGUAGCUUAUGCCUGCCCAUACCAUAACCCCACCCCCACCAUGGGGCACUCUGUUCACAACGUGGACAUCGGCAAACCACUCGCCCACACGACACCAUAUAUGCUGUCUGCCAUCUGCCCAAUACAGUUGAGACCGUGAUUAAUCUGUGAAGAGCACACUUCUCCAUAGUGCCAGUGGUCAUCAAAGGUGAGCAUUUUCUCACUGAAGUCGGUUACGAUGCCAAACUGCAAUCGGGUCAAGACCUUGGUGAGGAUGAUGAGCACGCAGAUGAGCUUCCAUGAGACGGUUUCUGAUAGUUUAUGCGGAAAUGUAAUUAUUUGGUUGGGAAAACCAUAAGCCGCCUCCAACGUCGUUUCAGAGAAUUUGGCAGUACGUCCAACUGGCCUCACAACGUGUAACCAUGCCAGCCCAUGCCUCCACAUCUGGCUCCUUCAACUGCGGGAUUGUCUGGGACCAGCCACCCGGACUGCUGAUGAACCUCUGCGUUUGCACAACCAAAUAAUAAAAUUUCCGCACAAACUGUCAACCGUCUCAGGGAAGCUCAUCUGCGUGCUCGUCGUCCUCAACAGGAUCUUGACCUGACUGGAGUUCGGCAUUGUAACCGACUUCAUUGGGAAAAUGCUCACCUAUGGUAGAGAAAUGAGCAUUCAAUUCUCUGGUGGACAUUCCUGCUGUCAGCAUGCCAAUUGCACGCUCCAUUAAAAUUUGAGACAUCUGUGGCAUUGUGUUGUGUGACACAUCUGCACAUUUUAAAGUGGCCUUUUAUUGACCCCAGCACAAGGUGCACCUGUGUAAUGAUCAUGCUGUUUAAUCAGACAGAUACACCUGUCAGAUGGAAGGAUUGUCAUGGUUAUUUGAAUUAAAAGGGAAUUUUUCAACCUCAUUCUUCAUCUUCAGCACCAAACCAGUGUCUACGUAUGUGAAAACGUGUCAUUUCUAUUAUCUGUGGUUAAAAAUAUUUAAAAAAUGUUUCUCUGACAUCAGUGUAGGAUUAAUGGAAAAAAAGUGAUUUUCAAAACCUGCAAUGAGUCUUUAGGCCAAGGGAGAGUAUAUUCUUGCUCCCCACUGUGAACCUCAUAGUGUUCGAAAAUCACUGUUUUUAAAAUGUUUAAACUUUUACUGAUUUGGUUGAAAAGUGGUGAAGUUGCCCUUUAAGAGAAAUGUAAAGACAUGUAAUAGUCUUUACCCAACACUGGGUUCCACCAUCAUGGGCUUGCAGGCUGUAGUGAUGUAUAGGCCUACACCUCCUAAACUUUUCUGAUAUCCUCUACAGAUUUCUCUUUGUCUUCCUGUUUUGCAUACUGUUGGCUUUCUGUACCUUAAAAUGAAUCGUCAAGCCUACUGUACACGCAGUAUCAAUGUGGUGAUGAUUGUUGAAGAGGAAACCGAUGGAGAACUCUAUAGAUCAAUGAAAGACCUUUUAUCGUUCAUGUUUAGUUACAUCUGACUAACUUACUGCCAUUUUGGAUCAUUCUUUUUCAAGUCGUCUUCCAGAUCACGAACCAGUGCCUCACGUACCUGUGUUUUAUAUCUUCUCCAAUGGGUUAUGAAUUGUACGAAACCAAAGGUAGUCAUUUAACCCAAUAUCCUAUGUUGUUUUUGUACAUUUUAUUUAGAUCCUAUUUUCUGACUAUAUUAAAAAAAAACAUAUUGAAUGGAAAUGUAACAUUGAAUGUUUUAUGUCUCUGUACAAAGUACAUCUGUCUGUCCAUUAACUAACAAUAAUUUUGGCAACAGUGGGAUUGCUUUAUCAGUAGCAAAAUGUUACCCGAGGAUGCUGAGUGCAUUUCAUAUACAGUACCCUCCAGUUAAGUCACAUUUCUAUCUUUUAUGACUACUUUUCUAAUCUGGUCUUCAUUAAUUGAAUAAAACGAAUUACAGUGAGCCUACUUUUUGGUUCAACAUGAAA
This is a messenger RNA of Salmo salar (Atlantic salmon), 5625 nucleotides long. Its product is annotated as SH3KBP1-binding protein 1. The record is from RefSeq and is a predicted model, not a curated record. Lineage: Eukaryota; Metazoa; Chordata; Actinopteri; Salmoniformes; Salmonidae. Gene Ontology annotation, molecular function: protein binding. Gene Ontology annotation, biological process: protein homooligomerization.